Messenger RNA from Aspergillus saccharolyticus JOP 1030-1, 2511 nucleotides. Its product is annotated as MFS transporter. The transcript has 3 exons. Bases 320 to 2149 code for a protein of 609 amino acids. Gene Ontology annotation, molecular function: transmembrane transporter activity. The record is from RefSeq and is a predicted model, not a curated record. Gene Ontology annotation, biological process: transmembrane transport. NCBI's taxonomy places the organism in Eukaryota, Fungi, Ascomycota, Eurotiomycetes, Eurotiales, Aspergillaceae.
CUGCGAUUGUGUGGGAGGCUUCGGUUUAAGUUGGAGAUCAUUAUUGGAUUAUACCUGAUCUGACCGUCAUCUUUCAGACGUCGACUACAGUGUCUACAGCCUCUCAGUGGCCUGCUACUAACUACGUUUUGUCACGUUUGGCUUUAUUUGUUGUUUGGACCAGGUGCCCACUAGAUACCUUAUUCAGCAUCGGUUCAGCAGUGGUGCAUAGUUGGCCUGCCGCCUACUACAACAACAACAUCACCCUGCCAACCCUUGUCAUCCAUCCAUCGACUACACAUCUCAGCUUCACCUUCGGCUCGCCCUUCUCCCUCCCGCAAUGGCCAACGAUAAGGGGGAUCAUGGGACUUCGGCUGUGGCCAUCGCCGGCAACAAGAUUCCGUUCUGGCGUCUAUUAACCGACCAAGGUGUGGUCACUCAGGAAAUCGUCGACCAUCACUAUCCUGGAUCCGGUACCGAUGAAGAUCCUUAUGCAGUCACCUGGCUCCCCGAGGAUCCUCGAAACCCUCUGCAGUUCAGUGAAGCAAAGAAAUGGACUUUCACCAUGAUGAUGGCGCUCGCGACCUUGGCCGUCGCCCUCGUAUCCUCCGCGUAUACUGGUGGCAUUGUUGAGAUCGAAGAAGAGUUCGGAAUCGGUACUGAAGUGGCAACCCUUGGUGUUUCUCUUUUCGUCAUUGGUUUCGCUAUUGGACCGCUUCUGUGGGCACCGCUGUCGGAAAUGUUUGGCCGUCAAAUCGUGUAUUGCAUUACUUACAUGGCUCUCACGGCAUUCACCGCAGGCAGUGCUGGUUCCAAAAACGCCUGGACCCUCAUCAUCCUUCGUUUCUUCGCAGGUUCUUUCGGAUCUUCACCUCUGACCAAUGCUGGUGGUGUCAUCGCCGACAUGUUUUCUGCCAAGCAGAGAGGUGUUGCGACGAGUUUGUUCGCUGCCGCUCCAUUCUUGGGUCCUGUGCUGGGUCCGAUCAUUGGUGGCUUCUUGGGAAUGAACGCUGGAUGGAAAUGGGUGAUGGGGUUCCUCGGUGCCUUCACUGGUGUCGUGUGGAUUCUUGGAUCAUUGACCGUCCCCGAGACAUACGCACCCGUGCUUCUUCGUCGUCGCGCCGAGAAGUUGAGCAAGCUUACUGGCAAGGUGUACCGCAGCAAGAUUGAUAUUGACCAGGGCAAGACAACCCUCGGACAGGCUUUCAAGACUGCGUUGUCUCGCCCCUGGAUCCUGCUCUUCAAGGAGCCGAUCGUCUUUCUGCUUUCUCUUUACAUCGCCAUUGUUUACGGAACCCUCUACAUGCUGUUCGCUGCUUAUCCCAUCGUCUACGAAGAAUACCGUGGCUGGAACCAGGGAGUUGGCAGUCUCCCAUUCCUGGGCAUCAUGGUGGGCAUGCUCGGAGCUGUGGUUUACAACAUUAUCGACAACAAGCGAUACAUCCGUGUCCAGGAGAAGCACGGUGGCUUUGCGCCCCCAGAAGCUCGCUUGCCUCCGUGCCUUAUCGCCUCCGUCGCAGUUCCCGUUGGACUCUUCUGGUUUGCCUGGACAGACUACAGCUCUAUUCACUGGAUGGCCAGUGUGGCCGCUGGAGUGCCCUUCGGUUUUGGCCUGGUCUUGGUCUUCUUAAGCAAUUUGUCAUAUCUCAUUGAUACCUACACCAUCUUUGCAGCUUCAGUGCUGGCUGCCAACUCGGUUAUGCGUUCCAUUUUCGGUGCUGUCUUCCCACUUUUCACAACCUACAUGUACGACAAUCUGGGCAUUCACUGGGCCACCUGUAUCCCGGCUUUCUUGGCGCUUGCCUGUGUCCCAUUCCCCUUCAUGUUCUACAAGUACGGGCCAGCCAUUCGCAAGCGUUGCAAGUAUGCUGCCGAGUCCGACGCUUUCAUGCGGCAGAUGCUGGCGCAGUUUAUGACGAAGGCCUCGGUCUCGGAGGAGGCAUCUCAGCAGGAGACCAAGGAGGAGCAUCAAUUCGACCGCACAGAAGCCCCUGCUGCUGAGACACUCAGCGCUGAUUCCGACUCGAGCCACCAGGAGAGAACGGCCGAAUUGCACCGUACGCGCAGCAAGGCCUCGACUCAUACCGUCAAUUCCGUUCGCCAAUCACUCUACGAGGGCAACCCAUACGAUAUCGACCGUGUCCACACCCGUGAAUCUUUCAAGGCUUGAUUUGCUCAGCAAGGUCAAGUCCAAUGGCCGAAUGGCACCAGCUGCUCAAACUGGGCCCAACAAACCUCAAAAGCACAUAUUCACUUCUCGCCUACUACAUAAUCUUUAGUAACUAUUGCCUCCCCCAAAGAUGUUGAUGUGAGCCGAAUGGCCGCGUCGAGUGAAAUGAAACAAUCAGCCCUUUUGGGUCGUGAUUGUUUGAUGAUUUGCAUGUUGAUAUACCCAGUGCUUUUAUGUACAUGCCCGUUGCCUUUUUCCUUCCCCCUUUGUUUUUCCAUAGAGGAGAGAUUUCUGGUGUUUUCAGGCAUUUAUAUAGAGACUCUCCGAUCCUAAUAAUGAUAGUGAUAGAAUUUAUGUAUAAG